Molecule: messenger RNA, 2113 nt
Organism: Rhagoletis zephyria (snowberry fruit fly)
Lineage: Eukaryota; Metazoa; Arthropoda; Insecta; Diptera; Tephritidae
Product: serine/threonine-protein phosphatase 2A regulatory subunit B'' subunit gamma-like
Biological process (GO): microtubule cytoskeleton organization; T cell homeostasis; B cell homeostasis
Cellular component (GO): centrosome; spindle
Source: RefSeq, a predicted model, not a curated record
UGGUUUUUACAUAAAAGUUUGUCUUAAAAUUUCUUCAUUUAAAGAAUGGAACUAGAUCCGGAUAUUGUAAAAGAAUUUGAAAAUCUUGAUGUGUCCACGCAGAAACCAAGUGAAGAAGAGUUGCGCAGCUUUGAUGCGGAUGCGCCACUCAAGCCCACUGCACAAUUACAACAUCACACUUAUUCAACGAUACCGAAAUUUUUUCAUGCGCCCCCACCACCAAACAAUACCUUGCGGCAAAAUCUGCGCAAAGAGGCGCACUCACUAUUCCUGCAGAAGCGUUCUCAAGAAUUGCUAGACAACGAUGAGCUAAGCGCCUUGUGGACGCUACUGGAGAAGCAUUGCACGCAGGUUACGCCGUUGGGGCAACAACUUAUCGACUACGAUGAUUACCUAAAGCUGCUGGAAGCUGUUAGUGUAAAAUGUCGCAAAUAUCUGACGGCGCGUCUAUAUGCCAAAUUGUUGUGCCAUUCCAUGUACCCUGGCAAAGUAGAAAUCGCUUCCAUCUUCAAUUAUACAAUGCGUAAAGUGUGGCUGACGCAAGGGCGCAUCGGUUUAUCAUUUUACGAUGAAAUAGGUCAAGGGUACCUGCGCGAAAUCGAUAUGGAAAAUUACAUCAUUGACAUCAUACCAACGCUAGCGCAGAUUAGCAGUUGCGUUCAGCCUUCCUUCCAAAGUUUCUAUGUUUGUACAGUCGUGAAAAAGUUUUUCUUUUUUCUUGAUCCGCUGCAUACGGGACGCAUACGCAUACGUGACAUACUGGCUUCAGGUCUGCUAACCGAAUUGCUCGAAUUGCGCGAUGAGGAGGCACCUAAAGAGUCACAAGAGCUCAAUUGGUUCUCAAUGCCUUCGGUGCUUACUGUGUAUGGUAACUAUUUAAAUUUGGAUAAAGAUCAUAAUGGCAUGCUGAGCAAACAAGAAUUGGCCGGUUAUGGUUCGGGCACAUUGACGUCGGUCUUCCUUGAUCGCGUAUUCGAUGAGUGCCGCACUUUCGAUGGGGAAAUGGAUUACAAGACAUUUUUAGAUUUUGUUCUAGCUUUGGAUAAUCGACAUGAGCCACAGUCGCUGCACUACCUCUUCCGAAUACUGGAUGUGCAACACAAAGGCUAUUUAACAGCACAAACAUUGCAUUAUUUCUUCAAAGGCAUACAAGAGCAAAUAAAUGCCGUUAAUGCAGAAGCAGUCACUUUUGAAGAUCUGAAGGACGAAAUUUUCGACAUGGUCAAGUCGAAGGACCCUUUUAAAAUUACACUGCAGGAUUUAAUCAAUUGUGGACAAGCAGAAACUGUUGUCUCCAUCUUAAUAGAAUUUCACAAAUUCUGGGCAUACGAGAAUCGUGAGGACGGUUCCCAUAAUGUUUAAUUUUGGCGCAUGAAAAUUGAAACUUAAUUGAAAGCGAACGAUAAGCAAGGAACGCGACAAUUGUGGGCUAUAUAUGAAGCACAGCAACAACCAGCUGUGGCAAAGGGUGUGCCGACUGCUGAGACUUUGAGCGCUUAACUCUGCUGCCAUUUUAAUGCUAUUAUGCCAUAAGUACACAAAAGGGUGAAGAUUGUUAAAAAUUCGACAUUUAAAUUUAAGUGCUUUAGUAUACGAUAACAAUAACAAAAAAACAUAACAUUCCAGAGCAGCGAUAAGGAGUAAUUACGUGUAAGUGUAGUUUGUUGAUAUAGCAGAUGCGACAGCGAUUACGUCAAGUCCACCUGUGGGUGUGACGCUUAGUAGAUGUACAGCGAUUGAUAAGAAAUACAUAAUGGCUUUGAAAUUAGAUUUUGAAGAUAUGUACAAUCAAAUUUUAGCAUUGCCUUCGUGCUAAACACAAACAAUUCAUUGGUUCUUGUUAAGGCUACUAUUUAAAACGUAUCAAAAUGUUGCCAUUUACUGAGUUGCUUUUUAUUUUCGAGUACUAAUUAAAUUUUGUAGCGUUUUCUUUUCUGAAAGUAAUGUUGCAUUUAUUCUGCCCUGCGCCAGGGCUGUAAAGUUUUCGUGUUCUUUUCUCAGUGUCUUCGCAUGCAUAUUGCGUGCUCUUUCUUUAAAAUGUGGCACUCUGAUGAUGUUGCCAUAUAUGUAAGAAGGUGAAUUUUUUUUCGGGAAAAGAAAACGCCAUUAGCAU